Penicillium canescens is the source of this 1812-nucleotide messenger RNA. Its product is annotated as phosphate transporter. Gene Ontology annotation, biological process: transmembrane transport. NCBI's taxonomy places the organism in Eukaryota, Fungi, Ascomycota, Eurotiomycetes, Eurotiales, Aspergillaceae. Gene Ontology annotation, molecular function: transmembrane transporter activity. The record is from RefSeq and is a predicted model, not a curated record. The transcript is spliced from 5 exons. The coding region runs from base 1 to 1812 and encodes 603 amino acids. Gene Ontology annotation, cellular component: membrane.
AUGGGCAAGUUCCACGCCCGGUUGUACAAGACCGACCGUGCCCGGGACUUCGACCACGAACAGGAUCGAUAUGUUCGUAUGCGACAGAUUUACGAGACGAUCGACCGACAGGGUUUCCAAUGGAUUGUGGUUCUGGUUGCCGGUCUCGGGUUCUUCCUUGAUGGUUAUACUCUAUUUGCCAGUAACAUCGCCCUCCCGAUGAUCUCCUACGUCUACUGGAGAAACGAUACCUCCUCAUUACGACUCACAUGCAUCAACAUCUCAACGUUAGCGGGGACUUUACUCGGACAAGUGGCUUUUGGAUUCCUGGCCGAUAAAAAUGGACGAAAGAAGAUGUACGGUGUCGAAUUGGUGUUGCUGAUUACAGCCACGCUUGGUGUGGUGAUGUCCUCUCGUGGCGAGGACGGAAGUAUGAACGUCUAUGGGUGGUUGAUCUGGUGGAGAAUCUGCGUUGGCAUUGGAGUGGGUGCGGAUUAUCCACUUAGUGCAGUGAUUACAUCCGAAUUUGCCCCGACGAAGCAUCGCGCCCGCAUGAUGGCCACCGUCUUCUUCAUGCAGCCGCUUGGUCAAAUUGCCGGUAAUAUUGUCUCAGUCAUUGUGAUUAUCAUUGCUCGCAACAACAGUACAGGUGAUGAAGACCUAACCCGCACGGUCGACAUGUUGUGGCGCUGGGUUCUGGGCAUUGGAGUCAUCCCCGGUGCAAUCGCGACUCUUUUCCGGUUUGCCAUUCCAGAGAGUCCCCGCUACCUCGUUGAUAUCCAAGACGACCCAGUUACCGCUGAAUUUGACGCAACGACGCUCUUUAGUGAAAGCCCUGGGAUGGUUGAAUCUUCGAGCUGGGGCCUAGGGAGUUCGAUGCAAUUACCGCCGAUCGCAUCAAUUGCUAGUACCAGCUCUAUCAUCGACGAUGACGAAGAAGAGCUUACCCGGCUACCGCCAGCUACUCUUAAUUCGCACUGGCGACUCGCACGUACCGAUAUCAUCCGGUAUUUCUGGACAGAGGGUAACUGGCGCAGUUUGGCUGGUUGUUCUCUUGCAUGGCUCCUGCUUGAUUUUGGUUUCUAUGGUAUUGGACUAUCGAGCCCUCAAAAUUUGGCUAAGACUUGGGGUGCACUUCACAUCUCCUCAGCGGCUCCGAACUGGAUGACCGACGAUAGGCCCCAUGCCAACGUCUUCCAGAUGUUCUUGGACACCUCCGUACGCGGAUUGGUGGUUCUAAACGUGGGCAGCUUCGUCGGAUGUAUCCUCCUUAUUAUCUUUGCGCAUCGCAUUGAUCGCGUCGCCCUUCAGAAGUACAUGUUCCUUGCACUCGCCGCUCUCUUCAUCGCCCUGGGAACGAUGUUCGUCUGUCUCUAUUCCAAACCCCCUGCUAUUGUGGCAUUAUACAUCCUGGGGCAAAUUCUGUUCAACUUCGGCCCCAAUGCAACGACAUACAUGAUCCCAGCCGAGAUCUUCCCGACCCGAUACCGAGCAACCUGCCACGGCCUCAGCGCCGGCGCCGGAAAACUAGGCUCAAUUCUCGUUCAAAUAUUCUCAACAUACUAUCACUUCGGCGCAGGGCCAGGCGACGAAUCAACCCGCAAGCACGGCAUCGUUCUCCUUGUUUUUAGCGCCUGCAUGAUCAUCGGCGCAGUAGUAACCCACUUCUGGAUCCCACCUAUCCAGCAAAAACGCAAUGGUCGCAGCAAGCUCUGGGGUGGAAAGCCUGAGACGCUGGAAAGUUUGGCUCUUGGGCGUAUGGGUCGGAAAAGUCGGGAUGCCGAUUUCAGGAAACGUGCUUCUCGGCAACGUGCGCUUUCCAUGAGUGGCUAA